Messenger RNA from Brachypodium distachyon (stiff brome), 2615 nucleotides. Its product is annotated as pollen receptor-like kinase 5. Bases 305 to 2356 code for a protein of 683 amino acids. NCBI's taxonomy places the organism in Eukaryota, Viridiplantae, Streptophyta, Magnoliopsida, Poales, Poaceae. Gene Ontology annotation, molecular function: protein kinase activity; ATP binding; protein binding. The transcript is spliced from 3 exons. Gene Ontology annotation, biological process: protein phosphorylation. The record is from RefSeq and is a predicted model, not a curated record.
GACCACAAGGAAAACGUUGCAGUCUCAGCGACGACUCCCACCCAAAAACUUGCACACCCAAAGAUAAAACAUGCCACGCCCGCGCUUGCAUUUCCUAGCUUCGCGCCUGCAGGCUGCCAGCCUCGGGAGACUUCCUCAUUCACGUUCAAUCCAUCCUCAACCCACGAAGAAACGCCGCCCUAUUCUUAGCUCUCCACGCCAACCUCCGGCCGUCGUCCUCCUCCAGCCUCCCAGCAUUCCCGCCUUUCUUUAGCCUCCCCCUACCCGCCCUCACGCGCCCAUUUGCUCCGUCCCCGGUCGCGCCAUGGCCGGCGGCGGGCUCGCCGCCGGGCUCCUCAUCCUCCUCCUGGCCACCACAACCCUCACGGCGGAAGCGGCGGCGGCGACGGAGACCGACACGCUGCUCACCUUCCGCAAGGCCCUGGUCGGCCCAACAUCGACGGGCCCACCAGCCCCGCUGGACCAAUGGACAACGACGCCCGGCCCAUGCCUCAUCCCGGGGAAACCCUCGACCUGGUUCGCCGUCCGGUGCCACCCAUCCACCGCCCGGGUCCUGGGCCUCCGCCUCGAGUACCUGGGCCUCCAAGGCCCGCCGCCCGACCUCACCCCGCUCUCCUCCCUCACCGCCCUCCGCGCGCUCAGCUUCGCCAACAACAACCUCACGGGCGCCUUCCCGUCCUCCGUCUCCGCCCUGCCCGCGCUCAAGAUGCUCUACCUCUCACGCAACAGGCUCUCCGGCGCCGUCCCCGACGACGCCUUCGCCCACAUGAGGGGCCUCAGGAAGCUCUAUCUGAACGAUAAUGGGUUCACCGGGACGGUGCCGGCGUCGGUGAACACGUCGCCCAAGCUGCUCGCGUUGCAGCUUGCCAGGAAUGAUUUUGAAGGGCCCUUGCCGGAGAUGGACAGGCCUAGGGAUCUCCAGACGCUUGAUGUCUCGUUUAAUGAUCUCUCUGGCCCUGUCCCUCAACGGCUCCGGAAGUUCGGCGCCCCCGCGUUCCAAGGCAACAAAGGUAUGUGCGGCCCGCCGCUGGUGGACGCUCCAUGCCCACCAGGGCUCGGCGGAUCACCGUCAUCGUCAUCAGGAAGCUUGAAGAUCCUGAUGAUCAUCGCCAUCGCCGUGGUUGCCCUGGGCGGCCUCCUCGCCAUCGUGGGCAUAAUCAUGGCGCUGCUCGCCCGCCGCAACAACGACGACAAGAACGCCGCCACCGAGACGGCCGGAGCCGGCCGUGCCGUGGCGGCCAAGCUGCAGACCACCUCCGAGUCGUCCAUCAAGGUCGAGCAGCGCGACAUGGAGGAGCACGGCGCGGUGGUGGCCGUCUCGGCGAAGCGCUCGCGGCGCGACGAGAACCCGGCGGGGAAGCUGGUGUUCAUCCAGGACGAUGAGAGCCGGCGGGUGGUGCGGUUCGAGCUGGAGGACCUGCUCCGGGCCUCGGCGGAGGUGCUCGGGAGCGGCACCUUCGGUGCCUCCUACAAGGCGACGCUCCUGGACGGCACCGCCGUGGUGGUGAAGCGGUUCAAGGAGAUGAACGGCGCGGGACGGCGGGCCGACUUCAGCGAGCACAUGCGGCGGUUGGGCCGGCUGGCGCACCCGAACCUGCACCCUGUGGUGGCCUACAUGUACAAGAAGGAGGAGAAGCUGUUCGUCACGGAGCACGUGGGCAACGGCGGCCUCGCCCAGAUCCUCCACGGCGGCGCCAGCGCGACGUCGCUGCGGCUGGACUGGGCGGCCAGGCUCGGCAUCGUCAAGGGCGUCGCCCGCGCCCUGGCCUACCUCUACGACGAGCUCCCCAUGCUCACUGUGCCCCACGGCCACCUCAAGUCCUCCAACGUCCUCCUCGGCGACGACCUCCAGCCCCUCCUCACGGACUACUCCCUCGUCCCCGUCGUCACCCCGCACCACGCCUCCCAGGUGAUGGUGGCGUACAAGGCGCCGGAGUGCGGGGCGGCGCAGGGGGGCAAAGCGAGCCGGAAGAGCGACGUGUGGAGCCUGGGGAUCCUGAUCCUGGAGGUGCUGACGGGGAAGUUCCCGGCGAACUACCUGCGGCAAGGGAGGGAAGGGUCGACGGACCUGGCCGGGUGGGUGAACUCGGUGGUGCGGGAGGAGUGGACGGGGGAGGUGUUCGACGCGGAGAUGCGCGGGGCCAGGGGCGCCGAGGGGGAGAUGGUGAAGCUGCUCAAGGUCGGCCUCUGCUGCUGCGACCAGGACGUGGCCGCCCGGUGGGACGCCAAGGAGGCGCUCGCCCGCAUCGAGGAGAUCCGGGACAGGGACCCCGGCGGCGGCGGCGACGACAGCAGCACCGCCUCCUCCUACCUCAGCGACGGCGCCGCCGACCCGCAUUCGGCGCACUCCACAUAAAUAUACUAGCCGCAGGCAGCGAAUGCAAACCGAUCGAUCUAUUCGUUCUGUACGUCUUGGUGUCGCUCGCGCGUGCUGUAAUGUACUCCGUAAUAACUUGUUAAAAAGAGCCGUUUAGAUUAUGGUUGGUGUGGAGCGCGUAGGUGUGAUUAUUAUUCGUGUGAGAAUAAAGCCGUUUGAUCCCUGUAUAAUUUCUCCUUCUCAUUCCAUUUAAGCUAAAGUGUUUUUAUCUGGGCUUCACAAGAGGGCCCAAAGUUCA